Molecule: messenger RNA, 3812 nt
Organism: Tuber aestivum (summer truffle)
Lineage: Eukaryota; Fungi; Ascomycota; Pezizomycetes; Pezizales; Tuberaceae
Source: the annotation of a GenBank genome assembly
AUGGACAAAAAAGGAAAUUAUUUAGCCACGUACGCUGUGGUCACUGAAGUCGCGUCAGCAAAGCGGAGAGCCAACUCAAUGGAACACGGCCCGGCAACCACUCAAUUCGCUAGAAAACCCUUAACCCUUUCCCCUCCUACCAUCCCUGCAAAAGAUGGCUCUCGUCCCUCUGUUCCGCUUCAGAGUUCACCAGAUCCAGCGGAGGACAUUGGCAAACUCACAUCCUCAGAAUUACCUCCUAUACAUUGUAAAUUGUCUCCUCCGCCCUCGCAGACUGUACUCCCACCUCAGCCAUCCUCACCGUGUUCCCCGCUAACCCAGUCUCCAACUGGAAUGAACAAUUCUCAAGCCAAGACAGCACGAAAGUCUGCACACAUAUCUGCCAACCGAGGAGAUGGACACACGUCUUCGGGCAAUGUGAGUAGAAGAACCUCUGUCCACCAGGGCCCAAAGUCUUUGAUGGAUGGGAAUGGGUCAGCUUCGCCCGGCGAAAAUAAUUGUGCGAGCUCGACAAGUGAGUCGGGCAUCUUGGCGCGAGGUUCGGUCUCGGCUACUAGGGUCAUUGUGAGUCCUUUGUGCACAUUGCAACCUAUAAUCUCAAGCUUACUUGUUUUACCUGAUAGAACCCAACCACACAGCCCAAUAUUUAUUCACCCUCGAAAGAAUUGCAUCAGAGUGCGUCAUCAUCAAGCCGGCAGGGCAUACUCUCUCAGCAUGCCCGCUCGCCAUCAUGGUCCCCCCCAGUACCCGUUAGUGGGGGUAAUGUGGGGAGCACAAGUAAAACUGGCCGGCGGAAGAUGGCAACCUUUAAAGCCGCUGCAAUCGCCCGAGAACCAGGAAUGAAUGUGGAUGGCACUGCAAAGAAGAAUCCUCGGAAACAUCAUAUCGACAAACCCGAGGAGAGAAAGGCGAAAAGGAAUCGACCGGAAAGAGAGGGAAUGCAUAAAUUUUCGUCCAAUCCACUGGGCAAUUCUAAUCCUCGCUCAAAAUCAUCUCGUCCUCCUGCCAGAAGUAACCCGCCCUCUAGGCAGCCGGCCGAGAGAAAUCCCUCCUUUUCAGCUCCACUAAUCCCCACGGGAGUUCACCAAUCCCAGCCUGGAUUUUCCCAAGUGGGUCAAUCAUCGGGAUCGCCAGCGACUCCCCCCAAAAGGUUUGUUGAUGCGAUUAGUAUAUCAUCGUCUUCCCCGAUGUCACCUGCGGCUUCAACUGAUCAUGCCGCGAACGCAUCUGGAGGGAGGGCCAUCAUAAUUUUGAGCCCUGAGAGCAGUCUUGGGGCGGGUGGGCUAGUAAGCGAACCUGGAAGCUUCGUUGAGUGCUCUAUACGUGGCUCCGAGCUUGGUGGCCGCUCGCCAUCCUUUGGAUCUGAUGAAGGUGAGCCAUUUUACACAUGAUUGGGCUUCGCGCUUUCAAUGAUUCGGAUAGUUUGGGCCUAGUUAUAAUGCCGCCCGGUUUAAGAGACCAGGUAGGUUUCGGACUAGGUUCCAGACUGCUGCUCUGUCAAGGGCAUUGCCAACGGGUGAUUCAGCCUUCGUGCCCUUGGGUAUGUGUAUCCUUCAGUGUGGCCAAACUCAGCUCUCGAAACAUUUGUAUGGUUGUACCCCUAUGGACGCAGGCUGGGGCUGUUGGGCUGGGCAAGGGCUGUCGUGGUGCCGACAAGCAGAUUGUCUCGGGCUCGGAGCAGGCCCUAUUGCAGAAUCGUGCUUAUUAUUGAUGUUGAAGGGAUCACGCUAACAAUUUCUUCUCCCGUUGUAGGAGUGAGAGGCACAAACUGUAAAUAUGGAGUACGGGGGAGGGUCCCGGGAGGUACUUAUUCACCGGUACCGCCGUGGUGUUAAAUUUUACCCAAAUAUCUGACGUCCAUGCUCUCUACAGAACCUAUGCUCACUGAUGGUCUCGAACGGAAACUCAAAGAGAUUCUACCUAUUGCCAACGAAUUUUAUGAGAAAAAUCCCGAGUUAGGGGUUCGGUUCCCACGACAGCGGUUCGAUGAUUUUCUUAACAAAAAAGAUGGUGCGCAAGCGGAUGCACGAUUUCAGUUUUUGAAAAAAAACCUGAGAACGUAUACAAGUGAUAAACGUGCUCUCAAUUGGGAGGAGGUCCUUACUGGAGACUUUGAACCCAAUGACUACCAAUGGGCUUUGACGGACCAUCUUGAGGUUUGGGGACUACACCCUCCGACGGUGGCUAUUGGAAAGCGGCCUGAAGAAGGAUCCCCCGAGUUUCCUAAAGAAAAGAGUCCCCGUGAAGACCUAGAUUCCAGAACCGAAGCAUCUCUAGAGACCGGGGAAAUGAAUGCAUCGGGAAUGAGCCCGAAAGACGAGCCGAUCCCAGGCCAGACUGGGGUGCAGAGGGUGGAUUUGUGCCAGCAACCUGAAGCCCUGCCGCUGCCCGCGGUAGGGCUAAUGCCCUUCUCUCCCGUGGGUCCCAUUAGGCGCUGGCCACCCGAAAAUUUGACGCGUACUCCAACAGAAACCCCUCGCCCCGUUUCCCCUUCGCCCCAGGAGACUCCAAAGGAUGCUGGCAAACAAAUCUCUCGGUUGGAGCUUCGAGAUAGUUGCAUAGGGGAUCAAUCCAGUUCGGCAACCUCAACCACCCCUCCAACUUCUCAACCCUUCGGGCAUUCUGCAAGGGCAGGGCGCAAGAAGCUCACACGCCCUUUGCCAUCGGAGUUCGCUGGUGAGAGUCAGUCUGUGGUAGAAGCUCGAUCCAGGGUUCUCUCCAAUGGUUCAAGGCAGUCCAAGAAUCCAGUUUUCCAGAGAAUAAGUGGCCUUCGUGCUCGCGAGCAUUCGAUCUGGCGAGAACUUAGCGAUGUCGCGAAGAAAGUUAAAGAGAAGGAUAUUGAAUUUGAAAAGAUGAUUGAAAAUGCAAAAGUCCCCAUCGGUGACGAAAUGGACCCUGAUCUAGACUCCGGCCUAGAAGCCGAUAGCGUCAUUCCUCUCGAGAAUGAGAGCCAGAAGGUAUCGCCAGACUGGGAGGCCCUAUGGAAUAUCCACACGGAUCAGCGUUGCUUCCACGAAAAAAUGAAGCAACAGGAAAUGCGACUUGUGAGGGAAGGGAGCAUCAUAAACGUGGAGAUAAAGGAACUUCAGAAGCGUACUGGUGAACAGGCAGCAAUGGUGAAUCGGGUGGCGCAUCACUCACCUCAGGGCACUGAAUCAGUCAUCGGAGACGACGAUUCGACCCUCCAAACUAAAUCUUCCUCAGCGACGAGGUCUUUCGAUGAUUUGCGAGAUGCUCCAACUUUCGGAGGCCACAGAUCGAUCUUCGGGAUCCCGAUGGGCGACUCCCUCGUUGAAGGGCUUAAACUGUGGUCUGGACAAUCUGACACCCUAGCCCCUGUUGUUACAAGUAGCGUCGCUGCCGAGGCUUCUGAGGCGGCUAGGGCCAAGAAAAGGACUAGAAGGAGGAGGAUGGGGUGGUAAUGUGUAUACAUUUUUCUUGUGUAAAUAUUCUAAUCAGGGGGUUGCAUUGUAUUCGCUAGUUGUCAGCGGAGUCUCUAUCUUCAUCCCGUGUUUUUGUCUUUAUUUUUCUCGUCCGGUAUUUUUCCUCAGAUUCGCCGUCAUAGCACUACAAUUGAUACUACUCUUCGUUAGCGCUCAUGACUAUACCCUUCUCUUUUAUAUACUGUUGCGUUGGAUUUCACCUUCUUGGUUUCUUUCAUAUAUUUUUUCUCUUCUCCCUUUCCAGAUUCCAAUUUGAGCGGGAGAAGAUAGUUUUUUUUAUUGGCGUUGCGUUUCGGCAAGUUAUUCAGGGAGACAUUUAUUACGACAAUUUGAGAUGCAUAUGCGGGGCGAAAAGUUUAGGCCCUUCCG